AUGAACGAAGAUCCACAGUCCGAAAUUAUGGAAAGAUACAAUGAAUCAACUUAUUUAAGAGACGACCAGCUUCCGCAGUUUGACCAGAAUAAUGAUGUGAUUAAGGAAGAACAAACACACACACAAGAUCACCACCACCAACACCCGUCAGUACUGGGAUCACAUUCAGACGAAUUACAAGAUCAAGAUAUACACAAUGUUAUAGAAGAGCAUGAAGACCAUGUGAGCACUCAAAACAUAGUGGAUGAAGAUGAGUUACUAGCAGCGCAGGCAGCAGCAGAGGCGGCAGCAGCAGCCCAACAACAACAACCUGGAGACGUUUUCAACAAUGUGGCUCAAGGAUUAUCAGGGAAACACCGAGAUAUGAUGAUGCAAUAUUGGCAAGAAACUAUCAAUUCGAUAGAACACGAUGAACACGAUUUUAAAAACCAUCAGUUACCAUUAGCAAGAAUAAAAAAAGUAAUGAAGACCGACGAAGAUGUGCGAAUGAUUAGUGCUGAAGCUCCGAUUUUGUUUGCCAAGGGUUGUGAUGUGUUUAUCACUGAAUUGACAAUGAGAGCGUGGAUUCAUGCUGAAGAAAAUAAGAGAAGAACAUUGCAGAAAUCAGAUAUAGCAGCAGCUUUGACCAAGAGUGAUAUGUUUGACUUUCUAAUUGAUGUUGUUCCUAGAGAAGAGGAGAAACCUAAAAAGUCCAAUAAUAAUCUGUCGAGGUCAGACAGUUAUGUAAAUAAUCAACAAUCUCCACCGAUACCAGAAACAGAAGAAGAGGUCCCCCACAUGCUUACGCAAGAUGUCAAGCAUUCACAUCAGGAUGUAUUGCAACAACAAAUGUUACAAGAGCAGUUAUUACAGCAGCAGCUACACCAAGAAGUUCAACAGCAGUUGCAACAAGAAGUCCAACGUCAAUUACAGGAGGACGUACCACAAUCAGACCACCAACAAGCAUCACAGCGAGAAGAGGAUAUUACAAAUGGGGCGGAAAAUGCAAAUGGUCAUAAUGAUGAAGCUACGUAUGAAAAUUUUAACGGUUACCAAAACAAUUAUUAG
This is a messenger RNA of Candida albicans SC5314, 1047 nucleotides long. RefSeq names its product Hap5p (gene HAP5). Gene Ontology annotation, biological process: regulation of DNA-templated transcription. The transcript has a single exon. Gene Ontology annotation, molecular function: protein heterodimerization activity; DNA binding; DNA-binding transcription activator activity, RNA polymerase II-specific. Gene Ontology annotation, cellular component: nucleus; CCAAT-binding factor complex. NCBI's taxonomy places the organism in Eukaryota, Fungi, Ascomycota, Pichiomycetes, Serinales, Debaryomycetaceae. The record is from RefSeq and is a predicted model, not a curated record. The coding region runs from base 1 to 1047 and encodes 348 amino acids.